Molecule: messenger RNA, 4630 nt
Organism: Clupea harengus (Atlantic herring)
Lineage: Eukaryota; Metazoa; Chordata; Actinopteri; Clupeiformes; Clupeidae
Gene: tecpr1b
Product: tectonin beta-propeller repeat containing 1b
Exons: 24
Coding region: 515-3967 (1150 amino acids)
Cellular component (GO): membrane
Source: RefSeq, a predicted model, not a curated record
UUGAAAUAUAGUCGCAAGUUUAUUUCAGUGUAACUGGGGAACGCACUGAAAAGGCUAUUGUCAUGUUCAGGAAUUAUUUAAAGGUUUUGAAGCCUAACCCUCUUCUACAUAGGUGUCCAAUGUCAUGGAUGCACUGCCGCCACGAUUGUCAAGUAUCCUGUUAGAGCGGUUGCCCGACAUAAUAGUGACAGUGAAUACAUUUACAGCAUUUCUCAGCUGUACCGUUAUAGCCAGAGAAUAAACUGCUCAUUCCGGGUUACGAGGGGAACUUCAUCUAGCUAAAACUGGACAUUUAGUGUUGCCCUUCGUCAUCAAACAAAUUACAUCAGCAUCAGCUAAUGCAAAACCACAUAACUCAUUGCGUUCAGUCUGUAGCUAAAUCGUAUGAUGAGAUGUCUGUGCGUGCUCUGUAAUAUAAAAUAUAUUUGCCCGUAUGUGACCUGCUUUUAUAAUCUGCAAGGAAAGAGCUUCGACUGGAGUUCUGUCCCGAGGGAGCCGUCUGCCGUGGGUCCCCAUGAUGAGCAGUUCCCUGUUAUGGGCAGUGGAUGUGUAUGGAAGAGUGUACUCCCUGUCCACCGCUGGAGGGCGCUGGGAGCGGUCCAAGGACAAAGUGCUGGAAUUGAAACGAGUAACGGCUGUCAAACAGUGCUGCUGGGGCAUUGGGUGCGACAGUCAGCUUUACCUCAAUGUAAACCCAAGUGAUGUGGCAAUACGUUACCAAGAAGAGACAUAUGAAAACCAGCGUUGGAAUCCCUUGGAUGGCUUCACGGACUCAAUGCUGCCCACAGACCGCUGGCCAUGGACAGAUGAGGCAGGCCUGAACCCUCAGCCUCUGCACAGUUUCCAGCUGCCCUCUGAGAGCUGGGAGUGGGAGGGGGACUGGUUUGUGCACGAUGAGAGCUGUGGAAGACCAUCUACCAACACCGGGGGCUGGGAGUAUGCUGUGGACUUUCCCGCCAGCUUCAGCAAGGACAAAAAGUGGAACUCUUGUGUCCGUCGCAGACGAUGGCUUCGGAACAGACGCUACAAAGCCUUGGGCUUGUGGUCUAAGAUUCCUCUAGAUCGAGGUUGGCCCCCUCCACAGCCCUUUACUGACAUCAGCUGUGGCGGUCACCUGAUGGGCAACAGCAGUAAGAAGCACCUUUACCUCUGGGCCGUGUCCCAGCAGGGGAAGGUGUGGUUCCGCAGUGGCAUCCAGCACCUAAGACCAGAGGGCUGUCGCUGGGAGGAAGUGGCAGUCCCUGGUGAGGUUGCCCAGAUGAGCUGUGGCCCUGGAGACCUACUGUGGACAGUAUUAUGGGAUGGCCAGCUUCUCGUUCGAACGGGUGUCAGCUGCGAACAGCCCAAAGGAUCCUCUUGGACGGUGGUGGAGCCCCCUAAGAAGAAUAUGGGGGCUGCCCUUGUGUCUGUGGGAGUGUACGUGGUGUGGGCUGUCACCAAAGACAACAAAGUAUGGUUCAGGAGGGGUGUGAACUCCCAUAAUCCCUGUGGAUCGCGGUGGAUAAACAUAUCAGGAGAGAUGGUGAGCGUGAGCGUGGGGCCUAAUGACCAGGUGUGGGGCAUCGGGAGCGAGGACCGUACCAUCUAUUUCCGACAAGGGGUGACCGCCAGCCAGGUGACGGGGACUGGCUGGAUUCCAGUACACGCCCAGUGGGACAGCUCACGGCCAGCCGAGGGCCACCCAAGCCAUGACUACAGGGGGAGGAUGACGGACUCUUCCCAGGGCUCCGUGCUGGGCCUGGAGGAGUCUCUGGGAGGACCGGACUGUCCCAUCCCUAAAGCAACCAUCCCAAAGAUCACCAGCGACAGCUUCAUCUCUGCUCUGGUGUCGGACCGCGAGUGCACCAUCAGACCUGUGGGCAGCAAGCCGCUACCCACUGUGCCUGCAGAGGACCAGGACCAGGCCCAGGACCAGGACCAGGACCAAGAGGCAGACGGUGGGGAUGAAGAGGUCCUUUCUUCCCUGAGCGAGAUUCCCUCCAAGGCAACUGGUGUCGACCCAUGGAGCAACGUGGAUCUGGAGGAAGAGGCCAAGGGCAAGCCUCCUGCUGGCCCAGGAGAAGCUGCUGCCCAGCGGGCCUCUGUGGCUACUUACUCCCUGGAGCUGCCGGAGGUGGAGGAGAGGCCGCCGUGGGCCUGGGUCAGUGGGGGAGGCUGUGUUUUCACCUCGGACUCUAGGAUUGGCUGGCUGGAGUCCUCAGAAGAUAAGACCAGUUCUCUCUCGCUGGCAAUCACUCCAGCACAUGCAUCAGCCGAGAAGAAGAAGGAGGCGUCAGAGGAACAGAUCUUUGAGAAGUCGGUAAGUGUCACCAAAGGACGCCUGCGCUGGUGGAGAGAUUGGCAACCCCACCAGUGGGAGGACGUUGGCAUCGCUCUAGAGCAGGCCAGAACUGAGCGGGGCCGCAGAGAAGACAUCCUCUAUCUCUACUACAAACACAACGAUGAGAAAAAGUUCCUCUGUACUCCCAUGAGUGACGUGACAGCCCUGGUCCCCAAGAUCAGGGAGUCCCUGUACUGCUUUGCCAUCUACACCUCAGAGAGAACCAGACAGAGGUGGCCAUUACUGCUCUCCACACUGACCCAGCAAGACCUGCAGCAAUGGCUGUCUCUUCUCGGUGAGUCCUGCUGCCACAGCAAGGGCAUUGUGGGUAAGCCCUCAGAACAAGCCCUGUGGGCUGUGACGUCCAAGGGAGACAUCAUGGUGCAUGAGCCCGCACCCAGCCUGGAGGCUCCAACAUCAAGCCCAGCCUGUGACCACAUGUUCUGGUAUCAGGUCCCAGGCCACCUGCACACGGUGGAGUGUAAUAGUCUGGGUGUGGUGUGGGGCAUUGGCUAUGAUGGCACAGCUUGGGUCUACACGGGUCACAGGGGCGGCUCCGUGGAGGCAGGCAGCGGGGAUCAUCAGCGCCCACUGGCAGACGUCAGGAGCAUAUUCAUCUACGAGAACCAGCGCUGGAACCCCCUGGCAGGAUACACAGACAAGGGCCUCCCCAUGGACCGACACAUGUGGAGCGAUGCCUCUGGGCUGAGGGAGUGCACCAAGGCCAGCACCAAACCACCCUCACCACAAUGGACCUGGGAGACAGACUGGGCUGUGGACCACAGUGCCCCGGAAGGAAGCGACAAGGAAGGCUGGCAGUAUGCUGCUGACUUCACUGCAGCCUAUACUGGCAACAAGACUCUCAAGGACUUUGUGAGAAGGAGGCGCUGGAUCAGGAAGUGUAGAAUACAGCUGACUGGUCCCUGGGAGGAAGUCCCGCCCAUUCCACUGAGUGACAUCACCAUCCUGCCCUGCUUGGCCAAGAGCAGCAUGGAGCAGGUUCCCCUCUGGGCCAUCAGUGAGAGAGGAGACAUCCUGUGUCGACUGGGUGUGACCAGAGACAACCCUGCCGGCAGCUCCUGGCUUCAUGUUGGCACUGAUCAGCCAUUCUGCUCCAUUUCCAUUGGUGGAGGUCACCAGGUGUGGGCCAUCGCCCGAGACAACUCCGUCUUCUACCGGGGCUCUGUGUCGGCCCAGAAUCCUGCAGGUGACUGUUGGUACCACAUCCCCUCUCCACCCAAACAGAACCUCAAGCAGCUCUCUGUGGGGCGGACGUCUGUUUACGCUGUAGACGAGAACGGUAAUCUGUGGUACAGACAUGGUGUGACACCCAGCUAUCCCCAGGGCACAGUGUGGGAACUCAUCUCCAACAACGUGAGCAAGGUCACUGUAGGCCCACUGGAUCAGGUUUGGAUCAUCGCAGAGAAAGUGCCUGGCUGUCCUUCAGAGAGUCCUGGUACCGUCUGUCACCGGGUCGGGGUGCAGCCCAUGCAACCCAAAGGCCAGAGCUGGGAUUUUGGUAUUGGGGGGGGAUGGAUGUACCUGUCGGUGAGGGGGAACGCCCUGGAGGCACAGCGAGCCCCCGCCCGCAGCCCACAGCCCCCCCGCGCUCAGAGGCAGGUGAACGGAAACAUCAUUGCAUGCUGAGCGUGGUCAUCUUCCACAUCACUGUCCUCGCUCAUCACAAUAAGCUUGUGACCCGCUGUUCUGGGGUCAGUCAGGAGUCACUCACACCCUGCAUGCCCUGUGGUCCAGUGAUCUGGAGUCAGGCAUCCCAUAAUUACACACGUUACAUUCCUCUCCCCUAUUAACCAUUAUGUGACUUUUGUCUGAUUUUGUGUUGAAGCAUGAUUUUGUUUUUAUUUUUAUUGCUGACCAUAAGAGAUUUAUUGGGUUCUAUGAAAUAGAAUGUUUGUACAUUAAUGGUACUAACCAUUAAUAACAAGGUAUUAACAUCUUAAUGAGGAUGCGGUGUAUUUUUUGUUCUGCUAGUUAACCCUUUCAAUAUUCUUUCAUCUUUACAUGUGAUUCCUAAAAUGACAUUCCCCUGCACCCAAGAAAAGCCUCAUAUUGUUGCAUGGCAGACCUUUUGAAAACAUAUAAACCUAAAUGAUUCACAAUAUGCUGCCUUGAAACAAUGUAAGGGUAUCUCUGUACAUGACCCAUGUCGAUAAUACAUUUAUUUUGUGGUUGAUGAUCUUUAAGGUGUGUUUUUGUUUGCUAGUUUGAAUCUAAUGUAACUGAGGUUCUUUGGUUGGUGUUUUAAAUGGAAAGGUGCUGCAAUAUAAAUGAUCAUACAGAUGUGUAAAA